This is a messenger RNA of Venustampulla echinocandica, 1185 nucleotides long. RefSeq lists its product as uncharacterized. NCBI's taxonomy places the organism in Eukaryota, Fungi, Ascomycota, Leotiomycetes, Helotiales, Pleuroascaceae. The transcript has a single exon. Gene Ontology annotation, biological process: protein phosphorylation. Gene Ontology annotation, molecular function: protein kinase activity; ATP binding. The record is from RefSeq and is a predicted model, not a curated record. The coding region runs from base 1 to 1185 and encodes 394 amino acids.
AUGACGGACACGCGGACCAUUAGCUUCCCACGUAGGACCUACAAGGAGGAGAUAAGGGACAAAGGAACAGAGCCUCAAGAUCGCUCGCUAGGCCUUGUUAUACAUGUCGCUCACCUCAAGUGGCAUGUUAAAGUUGCUUUUCAAGGCACGCUUCAAUCUGCCCCGACCACCACCUUCGCCAGGGUAACAAAACGGCGACAAGAUCUCGAGAACCUCUGCAGUUGCAUCGAUUUCGACCUGAUACCCCUCUUGAAUAACACGGUUACGGAACUUGCCGUUACGCGCCAUCACGAUGCCGCUACUCAAGGCCAGAGACUACAGUUAAAGGGGGCGCUGGAUACGGAAAGCGAAUAUGCCCCUAUUGUCGACCAUCUAUGGUUCCAUAUACGAGAAGACCCAUUCCGGGUGCGGUUUCCGUUCUACGAUAGAUGCGGCAGCAGCACCCCUACAAAGGACUUGUCGGAAAUUAGGAAGAAACAACAACUUAGUGCAGGCGUAUACCAGGUCAGCGUUGAUUACGAUGAGACUUUAUACGUUUAUAAGGAAGUAGACCGGCCGUUUUAUGAACCGAGGGAUAGCGAAGCGUUAGAACAAGAGCUGCGAAACUUGGAACUAUUACGCGGAACUAAAGGUGUUGUGCGGCUCGUUGCUGCCGUCGUCUCGAAAAAUCCAUAUCAAACUGCUGAGACUGUAGGCAAUACCCCGACCGUACUACGAGGGAUCCUGCUGGAGUAUUACCCAAAUGGUACACUUCUAGAUGCUUUGCAAGCGUCAAAAUCCAAGAUGGACUGGCCGUGGCAACGAUUCGCGGUUCAGAUCGCCAGCACCCUUGCCUAUAUUCAUAAGGCUGGCAUAACGCAUAUGGAUUUAAAGCCUCAAAAUAUUGUUAUCAGCGUAGACUUCAAUGCUAUAUUGAUCGAUAUCAGCGGAAUUGGAGGCGUAACUCACGAGUGGCUGUCGCCGGAGAUGCGAGACCUACCUGACCCUCUGUCUCAAAAUAUCGAAUCACGGAUACAGAAUGAUAUUUGGGCACUCGGGACGAUGUUAUCAGCAAUGGCUAGUGCUUCAAGUAAUGAAUUGGAGAAACAGCUACUAAGGAGUGUUGCCCAAGGUGCUACAGCAGAUGUUCCUCCGCGCAUUUCUCUCCACGAUGUACGUAGUAAUUUCCAACCUUUCACAGCUUAG